This is a messenger RNA of Salmo salar (Atlantic salmon), 3187 nucleotides long. Its product is annotated as NTPase KAP family P-loop domain-containing protein 1. The record is from RefSeq and is a predicted model, not a curated record. NCBI's taxonomy places the organism in Eukaryota, Metazoa, Chordata, Actinopteri, Salmoniformes, Salmonidae.
CUGAGUUGUACUUUCUUUUGAGGGCAAAUGUCUAAUCCAAUGUUAAUAAGUAUAUAUGGAGGUAAUGUUUUGUAAAACUAGCUGAUAGGUUAUACUCCAUAGAAAGGUCAUUGGAAAGGGCUGUCUGGUAUUAUUCAUUAACCAAAUAUUGACAUUUUAUUUGUACUUUUGUUCAAGACUCUUAAGGCAAAAAGAACAAGCAGGUGGAUUUGUGUGGGAGGGUGUGUUUAUUUUCAUUACAGUAGAAAUCUGUCAUUAUAUCACUGGUAGCUGAAAUGUAUAAUGAACCGUCAACACAUAUUUGAGGCAAUUAUUUUUGUGCAAACUCGUGCUCUAAGUUAUCGAUACAACCAAAGGUCAGUUUAUGGAGCAGCCAAGUUCUUCAGCUUACUGACAUGAUUGAAUAUAACUUUUGGCUAACCCUGAAUGUGCUCAUUGAACUGCUGUACAACAUAAAAUAUUUAUUGAAAAGCUGUCUUAAUGUUUAUGAUUAUGUUCAUUCCUCUCAUUACAUUUUGGUCAUUUACUCUGUAUGACUUUGGCCAGUGUUCGGAAAGUCCUGCAUUUAACACAUUAUCGUUGAAUAACUAUUGAAACAUCUCUAAAACAACAUCAAUACAUAACCAUCUAAUUUUUAUGAAAUUACAAAAUUCUUGGGGGAAAAAAGUUCAGCCAGCAUUUUAUUGACACUGCAGAAUAAUAACUAACCGUUACUGAUAAUUGGAGUUUAGAUCGGUUGCAGUGAUCAUGAAUCGAAAUGAUAUUCUUGUACCGUAUGAAUGUUAUAACCUGUUUUAUUCCCUCAGAAUUGACAAAGUAUUGGAACCAUAGACAAAUGGAUGGACAAGAAAAAGGUGCCCUAUUGGAUGAUGUCUAUGCAUAUGGACUGUCCAGAGCACUGAUCAAAGUGGCACCUCCGGCCACUGUAGGUCUGUUCUCCCAGUGCCCCAGCCGCACUGAAACUCUACUGAAGAAGAUCAAGAUUUACAUGAACAGAGAGGCAGAGUGGAGAGAACAGAAGCACAAGCUGAAGCGACCUCCUCCAGCGUGGAUUAGCUACUUGGCCCUCCUCCUCUCCAUCAUCUUCUUCCGUCCUGUGUGGAGGGAGAAAGAGGAGCGGAGGAGGAGAAGGGUAAGGUGGAUUUUUGUGCGCUUCAGUGCCUGGCACUUUGCAGGCAGUGAUAAACUCUGGGCUGGGUUGGUGAUCCGCCUCUUCAAGGCCAUCCAGGCUGACUUUGGGGAACUUCCCCUGGGCCUCUAUAGAGCCACCCAGCAUCCCUACCCAAAGAAAGUCACAAGCGAAGGUGAUGAGGUCAAUUGGAAAGCCAUAAAGCUGCUCUGCCUCCCCCUCUGGGUUGUAGUCCUAGCCACUGUAUUGUUCAGCAUUGGCACAUGUACCCUGCUCUACUUUUAUGGCUUUGAGCUCCAAACAAAUGGCACACGCAGUUGGGUCACUGUGCUAGAAUCGAUGGCCAUAGCAACACUGGGGCCUCCCGCAGUCUUCGCCCUGAGGACUAUUCUGCGGACAUCCAAGCACCUGCUCUACACCAUGGGCAGCAGCAUCCAGCACCAGAUGAACAGCUCGGCCGUCAGCGACCAGAUGGGCUUCAUGAACAAGGUGAGGAAGGAGGUGGGCGUCAUGGUGGACUUCAUCCACUUCAUGGAGGUGUUCGAGGGGAGGAGGAUCCGUGUGGUGCUGGAGAUCACCCACCUGGACCGCUGCAGCCCAGACAGGGUGGUCCGCACCCUGGAGGCUAUGAACGUUCUGCUGGCGGGGGAGAAUGUCCCGUUUGUGUCCAUCCUAGCUGUGGACCCCAGAGUGGUGGUGGGCUGUGUGGAGAGCACCAUGUGGUUCUGUGGGCUGACAUCCAGCGGGUAUGACUUUCUAAACAAGAUGGUAACCCUGCCCUUCUCAGUGCCUGAGAUGUCCCCCGACUCCAAAUGCAGAGCUUUUAAAACCCUCGCUGACAGCUAUCUAGAGCCUGACUGGGAAUGUAUUAAGAGAGGAAAACAAAGAGCUGGGAAUUUCUCUGCAUUUGAAAAAGGCAGGCUUGAUGACAGCCUUGUGCCCUUCAUUGGAAAGGGCAAAAGCGAGACUGAGCUACUAGAAAAUGGCAUCCAUUGGGAAAUCUGGGCCAAGAAAAUCAAGGCGCUAACAAAUGAGGCAUUACACGCCAUAUAUACCAAAUACAGCCCUCUUCAUGUUUAUCUUAUGGGAAACCAUGUGCAUAUGAGAAGGAUAAUAAACUCUGUACGGGUGACAGUCAUCGUCAUGGAUGCUAUGAAUUAUGGGGGCUUCUCCAAAGCUAAAGACCUUGCUGCCUGGGUGGUGAUGGCCAACCUCUGGCCCUGCCGCCUGAGCUGGAUCCUGCAAUGCUCAGAGGACCGCCAGCAGAGGGCUGACACUGAUGACGCUGAUGGUGCUAUCAACCAGGCCAAGACCUUAUGGGAGGUGUUCAGUGAGACCAGGCUGGAGCUCCACAUGCUCAGAGAUCGUCUGGAGACCGUUCUAGAGCAGGAUGGAGACCCUGAGCUGUUUGAGAGGUUCCUUAAGGUGGACUUCCAGUUUACUCUGAAGGAUGUUGAUCUGUUCAGAUUGUGUACAGUCAACCUGGACCAAUCCAUUAAAGAAAAACUGGCUUGGGUUAGAGGGGGACCCAGCCUGAGAGACAGAACCAAGUCAAAUGCCAUCUGCCCACUGCGGAUUGGAACAGUUAUCAGUAUGAGCACAGAGGACAUCUGCAAAGAGAUGGACAAGCUGAACAUUCCAGUGAAAUAUCAGCAGCUGCUGACAGAGAAUCAACUCGAUGGAGCGUCUCUGGUGUAUGGGCGCAGCAGUGAGAUCAGACAUGCCCUUCAGAUGACCUUGGGAGAAUGGAUUGCUUUCAGCUCGCACUUCCUGGAAGCCAAGCCAGAUGCUCAACCUCACGCGACAUGACAGUGACUCUGCAAAAGCAUUGACCGAUCAAACGCUCUGGAUUCAAAAUGAUCUUUAAUUUUAUAACACUUUUUAUAUCUUUGGGAUGAUUACACUGUAUAGGGAUGGAAUGCAUGUUAAAGUUUUGAAACUGUUCCUUCAAUGUUCGCUGAAGUAGAAGCCUAUUGCAGUUCAAUGACUGACUUGUGAAUACAGCAAUGCACAAUGAAUGUCCUAGGAUUCAUUUUGUUAAUAAAUGAGGAUUCUGUA